AUGGUGUUCUGCAGACGUAAACCACUGGUUCUGCCGGCUCCUAGACCCUUACCUGCGAACAUCAACGUUAGAGUAUGGCACAUCAACGAGACAGGAGAAUGGUUUCUGAAAUAUACAGAGUAUCUGGAACGUAUGGAUUUCUACAUGAGACGGCAGUUCAGCUGCGAAAUCACCGGAUCGUCGUUUCUGACGUUUUUCGAGGCGCUGAACAGCGAGGAAACCGAGUUUCGACUCGUGGAGGAGAGGUUUCCUCUCAAGUUGCGUGAACCAGUGGCCAAAUUCAUGCAUUUUAAUGAAAUCGGCAGGGUAGAUUUGCUGGUAGAACGUGCAUAUUCGCGGUUUAAGGCGGAUUUUUAUCCUGGAGAGAGAGUGUUUCUGAGACGCAAAAGCGAUAAGGUGGCAGAGGACUCGGCUCCAAACGCUCACAAGUCGUAUAUCGUGAAAGAGAAGGCCAGCUUCAACGCGGUUUUUGAUCUCACGGGGUCUCAGGUCAUCAAACCGGCUUUUUCCAAGUACAUGAUCACCGAAGAAUUUGGCGCCAAUUCGCUGAUGGUGGACCAACAUGAAAUCUACCGGGACCGUACGUCGUUCACAAAGCAUCUGAUCAAGUGCUUCUGCAAAAUUACGUUGAGACGUGCCUCUGCCAAAAGCGGGGCGCCGCUUUGCGUCAAGGACGAGUACCUCGCCAUGUAUGGGCUCACCCUGGACUGGCCUGUUUCGAUGUUGAAAUACAAGGAGGAAGUACCAGAGCCUCGCCUUCCGCGGCCCAACAGCCAGCUUGCGCAAAACGGCUCCAAACCUCUCCCGUGCCCGCCACAUAAUCAGAACAAUGCCAAGAGAUCAAUUGACAACCCAAAUAAUGAUACCGAAAACAAGAAGCAGAAAAGCACUGCAGAACCAACCACAUGUCCUUCACCAGCAGCCUCUGCAGUCGAAGACAGUACUCGUCCUUACAACGGACCCAACAGAGCGCUUAAAAAUGCUUUCUACUACAACAAAGACCUGGACCAUGUGCCUGUCACUCAACCAGGUCAAAGAUUCGAACAUAUGUACAAGCUUCUGGAAGUGUUUCAAUUCUGUCAAACCUUCAGCAAGGUGCUGCUUUUGUCACCAUUCAGUUUGGACAAUUUCAUCAGGAGCUUGAAAUCUACAGGUCCCAAAGCGACGGCUCUCUUUACUAUUAAAGGUCGAGUAAACUCACCGCUCUUUGAGCAAAAAAGCUCGACAAAAACGGUAGACCUCGAUGGCGAUGAAAAUUUGCAAGAUACGCUCGACCGCGCCGAAAAGCGCUGUCCAGGCAUUCGAGAUCUCGUCGAAAACCAAAGCUCUUCACUUGUCAGCUUUGAAGUCUCCGCAGUGGAUGAGAAUGAAAGUGUCACCUUCGAUAAUGUCGAGUCCAGCGGGACAUCACUGAUAAUUGAGUGCUUUGUGGCUCUAGAACGAUUAUUCGUCAACGAAAGCGGUGAUUGGAACUGUAUGGUUAUGGACAAGUGGUAUGAUGAGGACGAAAUGGCAGACUUGCCCGCAAAGCCUGAAAGUGUCGACGCCGAACGCGAUGUUGAAGACUCCAAAGAUGAUACCAAACAAGAUGAUGAUACAUUUACUGACCCUGAAAUUGAUGUCCUGCUGGAACGGUGCCUCAAUUUCCGUAAGGUUUCAUGGACGGAACGUUUGUCAAAAAGGCAAUUUAAGAACGGUUUUUGGAUUAUAGUCUUACUGGGGAUUUUUCAAGACUGUAUGCAUAUACCAAUGUACACCAGUUUUGCACACAGAUUUAUCAGGGCUGUCGUGCCGUCUGAAGGAUCCGCUACUCAUCUGAACAAAAUUCUGUGGCAGAACUUUUGUGAGAAUCUGAGCUUGGAAGACAAACUUUACGCCUUAUGGAUAUUGGUGGAUAUAGCUUCCAACUUUUCUCAGGACAUCAAAACGUAUGUUGAAGACACCUUAGACGUUUGCACCCAAAUUCGUAGCGAAAAGCUAAAACUGUCCAAGCGCCUAAAAUCCGAAAUGCAAAGCAUCUCACAACUAUCAAAUGAUCAAGAUCAGUCAAAUGAAAUCCAAUCACAAAUCGAUAAUCAUCAAGCAGCUAUCAAUAAGAUCAAUCACGAUAGAGAAUAUUUGACCCAAAAAUUGAUUGAAAAUGAUGUGAGAAGACUAAGACCCCUGGGCAGCGACCGAAAUGGUAACAAAUACUAUUGGCAAGAGCUGAGCGGUGUUCCACGAAUUUCCAAAGAUGAUAAUCACGAGAUUGGAUCUGGCAGAAUAUGGGUGCGAGGAAUCAGCGUAAGAGAUGCUGAAAGGCUUCUGGAACUUCCCUCUGAUAAACUAACAUCGUGGAAAAAGCUGGCCAGUGAAAGCUCAAUCUUCGAGGCCACCGCGAAAACUUUCCAGAUCGCAAGGACUAACAAUGCGGCUCUUGUUUGUGAGACUAAUGCUGAAGAUCCCAUUCUAGUCUUCCCUGACGGCAGCGUCAACACCUCUCUAAUUGACUCAUCACCUCUCUACAGAAAGAUUGUGGACGAAACACCUGAAAACAUUUUAUUGAGCGAGUCUCUUUGGGUCUCAAUCGAGAAUCUGGAGGAUGUAAAUGAGCUGAUGCAGUGGGCUGCUGAUGAUGUAGCAAACGAUCAAGUCCUAUCCAAACAGAUGAGAGCAAUUAAGGAACCUCUAAUGGAAAGCUUGAAGCGGAGAAGGGGGAUAUCGGAUGCUUCGAUCAAGUCUACUGAAAUGCAGCGUCUCGAGCAUGCGAUUGCAGUGAACUCAAUUUCUGAAAGCGAAAUAAACCAGUGCCAGAUUGACAACGAAGAAAAGCAGAUAGUCGAUGACGAUGAGGAGCUUGAAAAGAUCGCGACUGAAAUUAUGGAAUUAGACGAUGGACGUCAAACCAAAACGUCCCUCAACAGAAUAAGAGAGCUGGAGGAACGUCGCGAUUACUUGCUUAACGCACGUACUUUCAAAGAGCAUACCGAAAGGCAACAGUCUAGAGCACUUCGUAAAAAGGCGAUCUCUGCUAUAGAGGAGAAGGUAAGAAACCAGGAAGCUGCUUUGAGCUUCUACAUGAACAAGGUAACCCAAAUUUCGAAUCCGUCAGAAAAGCUCUGGACAAACGAGCUUGCCAGAAAACUCUGGAACACCUCUCUGUAUCUAGGUGCCAGCGGAAAACCUGUCACCAGAAACAAGUUGUCAGUUAAAGAGAGGAUGACUGAAAUUUUCGAUGGAAUGACGAGCACUCAUCAGAAAAGGACUUGA
Lachancea meyersii CBS 8951 is the source of this 3249-nucleotide messenger RNA. The record is from the annotation of a GenBank genome assembly. NCBI's taxonomy places the organism in Eukaryota, Fungi, Ascomycota, Saccharomycetes, Saccharomycetales, Saccharomycetaceae.